AUGGUUUACUUAUCAACAUAGUAAAGAAGCACUAAAAUAAAAGAUCAAACUAAAAAAGUUUAUAGAAUCAGAGUAAGGAAAUUAAAGGAUAACGAUAGAUCCAAUACUUGCAAAUUCUGUGAUUCCCAGUAUUGUAGCGUAUAUGGAUGCACAGUUUGCUAUGAUGGAUAUGUGUUGAUAUAUGAUUAGUUUAAUAAUAGAUCUUGUGUUUAAUGUACUUCGCCUUGUUAAACUUGCUAAUAUACUCCUUCAACUUGCACUUCUUGUAUUUUUGGAUAAUAUUUAACUUAAAUUGGUAGUGGUUAAUGUGGAUUUUGUAAAAGUAAUUAGUACAUUGACCCAAAUAAUACCUGCUAUAAUUGUAAUUCAAGUUGUUAAACAUGUUCUAAUGCAGAUAUCUGUAAAACAUGUGCUCCUACUAUGGUUUUCUUAAGUAAUUCUUAGCUAUGUGGAUGCUUAGAUAAUCAAUUUUUGAGCAGUUCAAAUACUUGCUAAAGCUGUGAUUCUAGUUGUGCAACUUGUUCUAACUCUAGUAGUUGCAAUACUUGUGCAAAUAAUUUGACUCCUCUUAGCUCGAGUUAGCUUUGUGGUUGUAAAAUAGGUUUUUUUCUUAAUAGUCAAAAUAACACAUGCUAAUAAUGUAACAGAACUUGCAGUUCUUGCUCAGAUAAUACAAGCUGUAACGCUUGUGUUUCAAAUUUGAUAAUUCUUGGACCAAAUAUGUUAUGUGGGUGCCCAAGUAAUUAAUUUGUAAAUGACUAAGCUACUUGCCAAAAUUGUGAUUUCACUUGCAGUUCAUGCUCAAAUGCAACAUCUUGUGACUCUUGUUCAGGUAAUUUAGUUAUGUUAGGAUCUAGGCAAUUAUGUGGAUGUAAAAACGGGUAAUAUCUAAACUCUUAAACUAUUUAAUGUUUAUCUUGUGAUAAAACUUGUUCAACAUGUUCAGAUUCAAAAAGCUGCAAUACUUGUGCUCCUACCAUGACAUCAAUUGGUCCAAACUAACUAUGUGGUUGUAGUAAAAAAUAAUUCUUAACAAGCAGUGGUACUUGCUAAAAUUGUAAUUCUACUUGUGCAACUUGUUCUAAUUCUAACAGUUGUGAUGCUUGUGCUGAUAACCUUAUUCUACUACCUAAUAAUCUUUGUGGGUGUAAUGUUGGAUAUUAUUUAAAUAGUUAAACAAAUACAUGCUAUAUAUGUAACAAUACCUGUUCAUAAUGUUCUAGUGCUAAUAGUUGUGAUGCUUGUAUUGAUGGGCUUAUUUCCUUAGGGGCAGGAAAUUUGUGUGGUUGUCUAAACAAUUAAUUUUUGACUGAUAAAAUAACAUGUUAAAAUUGCGACUCAAGUUGCUCUACAUGUAAAAACGAUAAAAGUUGUAGUAGCUGUGCUUCAGGUUUUUUUUUUCUUUUAAGUUCAAAUUCAUUAUGUGGAUUGUGUGAGAGCAAUUAGUUUGCUAAUUAAAAUAACACUUGCUAAGAUUGUGACUAGACUUGCGCGGCUUGCCUAGAGUCUUCAAGUUGUAAAAUUUGUGUUAAUAAUCUUGUUUAAAUUUCUAGUAAUUAAUUAUGUACUUGCAAAGCUGGAUUUUAUCUCGAUUUUCAAAAAAUAAAAUGUCAGCCAUGUGAUAAGAGUUGCUCAACAUGCUCAAAUAAUUCAAGUUGCGACACAUGUUCUUCUAAUUAGAUUUCUUUAGGCCCUAAUUUAUUAUGUGGAUGCAAAGCAAAUUAAUUUUUAGACAUUGAUAAUAUUUGCUAAAAUUGUGAUUCAAGCUGUAAUACAUGCUUAAACUCAAGCAGUUGUAGUUCUUGUAUUAAUAAUUUGAUUUAAAAAGGUUAAAAUAGUCUUUGUGGUUGUUAAAAUAACUAAUAUUUGGAUUUCUUAUCAACUACUUGUUUUCCUUGUAAUAAAAGUUGUAACACUUGUUUAAAUUCUACUAGUUGUUAAACUUGUGCUUCAACUUAUAAAUCUCAAGGGACUAACUAAUUAUGUGCUUGCGAUUCUAAUUAGUUUAUCAACAAUUAAUAUGAAUGUUAAAAUUGUGAUUAAAGUUGUUCAACAUGCAACGACUCUACAAGCUGUUUAAUUUGUGCGAUUGGUUUAUCCUUCCUUUCAAACUCAAAUUCUAUUUGUGGUAAAUGUGCAAGUAAUUAAUACCUAAAUAUAUAGACAAAUACAUGCUUACCUUGCAACACAACUUGUGGUACUUGCUUGAGCGCAUAAAGUUGUAGCUCCUGCAUUAAUAAUUUAGUUUCUCUAGGUCCUGGAUAACUAUGUGACUGUCCCUAAGGCUAUUUCCUAAAUAAAAACUCAAAUACGUGCCAAAUUUGCAAUAAAAGUUGUAAAGCUUGUUCAGACGCUACUAGUUGCGAUAUUUGUCCUCCAAACUUGAUUUCUUUAGGCAAAGGCUAAUUAUGUGGUUGUCCAAACGGAUAAUAUUUAGAUGAGCAAAAUAACUGUAAAAGCUGUGAUAAAAGCUGUUCUACAUGCUAAAAUUCAAAUAGCUGUAUUACUUGUUCAUAAAACUUGCAUUUUCUAAAAGACUCUAACUCAUUAUGUGGAAAUUGUCUAAUUAAUCAAUUUAUUGAUAUAUCAACAAAUACUUGUAAAAAUUGUAAUAUAACUUGUUUGACAUGUUAAAAUCAAACUAGUUGCUCUACUUGUGUAUCAAACUUAGUUUCUUUGGGAAGUAAUUAACUAUGUGGAUGUUUGAGUGGAUAAUAUCUUGAUGUAUAAGCAAAUAUAUGUAAAAGCUGUGAUAAAAGUUGCUCAACAUGUUCUAACUCAAUUAGCUGUACUACAUGUGCUCCUACAUAAAUAUUGUUGGGAAAAAAUUAACUCUGUGGUUGUAUUGGAAAUACUUUUUUAAAUAGCAAAAAUACUUGUUAAUCUUGUGAUUUAAGUUGCUUUACUUGUGUAGACUCUACAAGUUGCAAUACUUGCCUAAGCGGUUUAUCAUUUAUUUCAUAUUAAAAUAAGCUGUGUGGAAAAUGCUAAAAUAAAAGUAUAACUUGUCAAAAUUGUGAUAAAAGCUGUGCCACAUGCAGUGGAGGUUAAGCCAAUAAUUGUUAAUCUUGUAGUGUUCCUUUAUUCUUAUAACCUGAUCAAACUUGUGGAGAUUGCUCAAAUAAGAAUUAUAUUAUAAUAAGUGGUAAAUGUUUAAUGUGUCCAUCAAAUUUAGGGUAUUUUUUGGAUUUAAAUUUGAAAUGUUAAUACUGCUAUGGAUUAAAUGGUUUUACCUACAAUCAAUAUGCAGGUGUGUGUGAAGAAAUAUGUGGGAAAGGUAUCUAAUGCGAUGAUGGAAACUUAUUAGAAGAUGAUGGUUGCUCAAGUACAUGUCAAAUAGAAAAGGAUUAUACUUGCAAGCUUAUUCAAGCAAACAUUUCUUAGAAUAAAAUUUCUUAAUGUACUUACAAUUACAUAGGAGCUACUCCUUAUUUAGUUAUUUAGUAAGAUAUUACUGAAAUAGGAAAUUCUUACAUGAUAAAGGGUUUUAUAACAUUUGACAGGCAAGUUAAAAUUAAUGAUUAUAGUAAUUGGCAGAUAAAAGUUAUUGAUAAGUUUAAUAACACUUUUACAAACUAUACCUACUAAAUUGUACCAACUAAAAGCUAACUAAAAAGUAUACAAGACUAGUAGUUUUAAUUAGUAUUUAGAACAGAUUAAAAUAUAACUAAUAUGUCAAUUAUACUAAUUAUACCUUAAGUAAAGGAUGUCAUAGACUCAAAUAAGGCUGUUUUGAAUUAACAGUAAGCUUAAAGUUAUUUACCAAAUAUAUCAAAAUAAAAUAAAUAUGCAGAAAACAUUUAAGUUUAUACACAAUAAUUAUAAUCUCCUGAUUCUUUGAAGAGAAGUUAAUUAUCUGAAUCUAUAAGUAUUGGAUUAGGUCUGAAAAACGAUAAAUAUCUUUGUUAUCUUGUAUGGUCGCUCAGGGAUCUCACAAUGUUUGGCACUUCAUUUAAUCUUAGGCAUUGA
Molecule: messenger RNA, 3969 nt
Organism: Tetrahymena thermophila SB210
Lineage: Eukaryota; Ciliophora; Oligohymenophorea; Hymenostomatida; Tetrahymenidae
Exons: 6
Molecular function (GO): protein binding
Source: RefSeq, a predicted model, not a curated record